UGAGGCCAGUGUAAAUACGCAUAUUUGGCCAAGGAUCAGACUAGGCGUCUCGACUCCUCGCCUUUACAGUUUCCUAACAAAGCGCAAGCUGUGAUGAAUGCCAGCUCUUGAUUCUUGUUGUGUGUAUGCAUGUGUGUAGGUGUGUGUCUUUUUUUGGGGGGGGGCAAAAGGUGACAGUAGAGUAUUCCAGGGAGACACUGGUUGGAGACAGUGGCUUCUGUAAGGUAAACAGGAUCUCCUCCUGAAGGUCGAGGGAGGUGCUUCUCAAGGCCCCCACAGACAAUACUCUGGGUAUUAUUAACGGAAAUGGCUAAGAAUAGAGAGCAGGGGAGCAAGGUGGCUCCUCUGGCGGUCGUGUUGUUUGGGUUAAACAAGCCAGAACGGAACAUCAUCUUUAGAAGAGUGACUUCUCGAGCUUACAUGCUGGGUGUGGCGCACUCGCACAAGGCAAGGGGUUGCUUUAGAGGGCUUUAGCUGCCUCUGAUGUGCAGCAGAGGUAAAAGAGAGUAGCUGUGGAUCACUCUUGACUGUUUUAUGCAUGGAGUUGUUGCACUUUACAGCUUGGAUUUAUAAACCAUGAUCCCCAUCACCGAGCUGCGGUACUUUGUGGACACCCAGCCAGCGUACCGCAUCCUGAAGCCAUGGUGGGACGUGUUCACCGACUACAUCUCCAUCGUCAUGCUCAUGAUUUCUGUGUUCGGGGGGACGCUGCAGGUCACCCAGGACAAGAUGAUCUGCCUCCCCUGCAAGUGGGUGGUGAAUGAAACCUGCAAGAAAAACUUUAGCUCCUCCAUCCCCACGUCGCUGUUCUUGGAGCCCAAAGGAAUCCAGUACGAUCUGGACCGCCACCAGUACAACUACGUGGAUGCUGUGUGCUAUGAAAAUAGGUUGCACUGGUUUGCCAAAUAUUUCCCUUACUUAGUAUUACUCCACACCCUUAUUUUUCUAGCUUGCAGCAACUUUUGGUUCAAGUUUCCACGGACUAGCUCCAAACUGGAGCACUUUGUGUCCAUCUUGCUGAAAUGCUUUGACUCUCCCUGGACUACCAGGGCGCUAUCGGAGACGGUGGUUGAAGAAAGCGAUCCAAAACCAAUGAAAAUGAACGGCUCAAUGGACCACAAGGAGUCCGUUAUCAGCGAGGAUGUAGAAGCAAGUGUUCCUAUGCUUCAAAGGACAAAGACACGCUUUGAGCAGGGAAUUGUGGAUAGAACUGAAACUGGAGUUUUGGAUAAGAAAGAGGGCGAGCAGGCAAAAGCUCUGUUUGAAAAAGUGAAGAAGUUCCGCAUACACGUGGAAGAAGGAGACAUUGUGUACAGACUGUACAUCCGUCAGACUAUUAUCAAAGUUAUCAAGUUUAUUUUGAUAAUCUGUUACACAGGGUAUUACGUGCACGAUAUUAAAUUCAGUGUUGACUGUUCUGUAAAUAUUGAGAGCCUGACCGGUUACAGCGUGUACCGUUGUGCUCACCCACUGGCUACACUUUUUAAAAUCCUAGCCUGUUUCUACAUCAGCUUAGUGGUGGUAUACGGUCUGAUCUGCAUGUACACGCUUUGCUGGAUGCUUCGGCGCUCCCUCAAGAAGUACUCCUUUGAGUCCAUUCGGGAAGAGAGCAGCUACAGCGACAUACCCGAUGUGAAGAAUGACUUUGCAUUCAUGUUGCACAUGAUAGAUCAGUAUGACCCUCUGUACUCCAAGCGCUUUGCCGUGUUCCUCUCUGAAGUAAGCGAGAAUAAGCUGAGGCAGCUCAACCUCAACAAUGAGUGGACGCUGGACAAGCUCAGGCAGAGGAUCACGAAGAACUCUCAGGAGAAGUUGGAGUUGCACCUUUUCAUGCUGAGCGGCAUUCCAGAUACAGUGUUUGACCUGAUGGAGUUGGAAGUUCUCAAACUGGAGCUAAUCCCAGAUGUUACCAUUCCCCCAAUCAUCGCCCAGCUGGUCAACCUGCGAGAGAUGUGGCUCUAUCACACCCCAGCCAAAAUCGAAGCUCCCGCUUUGGCUUUUCUGCGUGAGAACUUGAAGUCUCUGCACAUUAAGUUCACCGACAUCAAAGAAAUUCCCCUGUGGAUCUACAGUCUGAAGAAUCUCAGCGAACUCCAUCUGACGGGGAAUCUCAGCGCCGAGAACAACCGUUACAUUGUCAUUGACGGACUCCGGGAGCUCAAGAGGCUCAAAGUUCUUCGUCUGAAGAGCAAUCUCACCAAGCUACCUCAAGUGGUGACAGACGUGGGCAUGCACCUGCAGAAGCUGUCCAUCAACAACGAAGGCACCAAGCUGAUGGUGCUGAAUAGUCUGAAGAAGAUGGUGAACCUGACUGAACUAGAGCUCAUCCGCUGCGAUCUGGAACGCAUACCGCACUCGAUCUUCAGUUUGCACAACUUGCAGGAGAUCGAUCUGAAGGACAACAACCUGAAGACGAUUGAGGAAAUCAUCAGCUUUCAGCACCUUCAUCGGCUGGUCUGCCUUAAGCUCUGGUACAACCAGAUCGCCUACAUUCCCAUUCAGAUCGGCACCCUGACGAACCUGGAGAAGCUGUACCUGAACAGGAACAAGAUUGAAAAGAUUCCCAGCCAGUUGUUUUAUUGCCGCAAGCUGCGUUUCUUGGACCUGAGCCAUAACAACUUAACCUACAUCCCAACAGACAUCGGCUUCCUGCAGAAUCUUCAGUACCUGGCAGUGACAGCCAAUAGGAUCGAGAGCCUGCCUAAUGAGCUGUUUCAGUGCAAGAAGCUUCGCACUUUGAACUUGGGGAACAAUUGCCUGCAGUCUCUGCCAUCGCGUUUCGGAGAGCUGACUGCGCUGACACAACUCGAGCUGAGAGGAAACCGUCUGGAGUGUCUGCCCGUGGAGCUGGGAGAGUGCAGACAGCUCAAGAGAACUGGUCUGGUUGUGGAGGAGGACCUGUUCAACACGCUGCCCACGGAGGUUAAAGAACAGUUAUGGAAAGCGGACAAAGAACAAGUCUGAACCGGUCUGCAUCUGUGAGCUAAAACCGAUUCUGACCAACUGAGUGUGGACGCAGGAGGAGCUCCCCACAAGUGUCCCAGAGGCUCAUUAAAGCGGGAAUGAGUCCUGCUGCAGCAUCCUGCCAGUAAGGUCGGGUAAUGAGAACCAGUGCCAGUUCAUUAGAACCAAAAUACUGAUUCUGGCAGCUUCUGGUCCUUCUCUUAGUUCAUUUGAUAUUGUCAUUCCUUUACAAACAACUUCUCAGGCCUUUACAUUAUAACCCAGUAAUGAUGCUUUUUAGCAAUAAUGUAGCAGUGCCAUUGUGUUAAAAAAAAAUCACGUGUUUACAUUUUAUGCUUCUCAAUUAUGGUAUAGAAGUCAAAGUAUGCAAAACUGUGGGCCAGCUUUUGCUGAAAAAAAGCAGCUGGUUCUUGAUCAAUUAAGAUUUAAUACGUAAUUAAAAUAAUCUUUCGAGGACUGUUGCUUUGAAGGAACAAAUUAGAGAGCAAAAAUGACGCUUUAUUUCUGUCUACAGAUGAUUAUCAAAACUGUAGCCAGCACUGAUUCCAGUUGUUUUGAGCUGUUAUUGACUCAUAACAUGCAAAUUAGUUAAUUAGGAAAUCAUGAAAGUAAGCUAGAGUCUCUCUUUUUUGGACAAAUUAAGCAGGAGUUCUCUCACAAUGUUUGACAAUUGAUCUGAUUUGGUUAUCAGAUGUUAUACUUAUAUGUAGGCAGUGACAGUACAAGCCAGUCGGACACUUGACUUUUAACACUCUAUCCGUCGUCCAGCAGUGACAUGAGCUAAAUUAAAACUCUGCUGGCUUUUCUGCUCUACAGCAAUGACCUUCAGAUACCCUCAGAGCUCGGCUCGACACCGAUGUGAAAAUCUCGAAAGUAUGACGGGAAUUUUUCAAAUCAGGGAUUACUAAUGACGGGCGAAGUCAAGGAAGGUGAUGACAAGACUGUUAGCGGGGCAAGCGCUGAGACGUGUGAUAUUUAUACGAGUGCGAUCCUUACAUGGAGUCGGUCUGACAGAGAGGAGGGAUUAUUGGCUCUUUCUUGGGGGGGGUAAAGAUGUGUGUUUGAUCCAGCGCUUGAGGAAAAGCAAUUAUUCUACUGAACGCUACUCACUGGACCAGCAUCACAAUUACAUUAGCGAAGCUUUCCAUCAGGAUAGGCGACCCUCACCGCAACCUGUACUUUCCAAUUGAGUAAAAUCUAUUAAAUGGCCAUGCUGUGUUUAUAUAUAUAUAUUUUCUUUUUUUGCAAUGAAUUGCACAAAACAACAUGAUGAGAUCUGAUGAAAAUGCUGAAAAGUUUCUGAAUGAGAUGUCGGAAGAAUUCAGAUGACGUUGGUAUAGAAUAACACAGGACUACAACAAAAUGGAGCCUCUAGAUGUUGGUAAUACGGCUGAAACAGAUGUAGAAACACUAGAUCGGUUUAUUGAUGAUAAAUCAACCACUGGUCCACUGCUAUGAACUUAUAGUUUAGAGUUAAUUUCCACAAAUAAGUCAUCUGUUUUCUUAACACCUGGCCUUGUUUAUUCUAGCAUUAGAAUCCGACUUUUCUACCUUUAUAGGGCAGUUAUCCUUUUCGUUUUAUCUUGCUGAACUGCAUUACCCAGAAUUCAGUGCAAUGUUCAGCGCAAAUGUUCACCUGUGUGAGAUAACGGCCAUCUUUAAUGUCAGAUAUUUAAAUUGCUACACUUUAAACUCAGAUUGCUGGGGUUCAUAUUUAAUUUAAUUUUAUUAUUUUGUGCUCUGUGUAGAAAAACAGUGCAAUUAUGGUCAUUUUUGAAAAGCUAAUUGAGGUGAAAUUUGGUUAAAAAAACAUUCCAUUUAAUGAAGAGAAGAAAAUGUCAAUCAUAGGAAUGAAAUUGUUCCUUUAUUCUGAAAGAUUUUCUGUCAGAUUAGUUGCCUUAACUUUUUUUUUUUCCUUUUAAUCUUGUGGAUUGUUACUUGUUGUAGCAUUUGUGUGGAUGAACAUUAGUUAUUGUAGUUCUGGCCAAUAUUUUGAUGCAAUUAUUUGUCCGAAAAGAUGCACUAAACUACUCGGCUCCAAAUGACAAUGUGAGCAUCAGGACAGAUGUGCUGUGUGUUUUGUGUUUUGCUCGACUGUUUUGUUUGAUUACAAGUGACUAGUGAGGCUUUUCUUUUCAGUUGUACCCUCACCUUGUGACUUUAUUUAAAAUACAGCUACCCGAUUCCAGGUUUCCGUUUAUUAACCAGGGUCGCUAUGUGCUGCUGAGAACAACUACAGCUGAAGUCGGAAGGGAUGAAACAUUAAAAUUCACUAAAACUUCGACCAAGCUGUUGUAUUUAGAGCUUGUUAUUGAAGACGCACAGGCUUAUUUUUGGAAAGGAAGUAGAGUUUUUUUGUGUGUGUUUCUUUUAGAUGCGCCUCUUGCAGAAACCUGGACAAAAACAUGAAAGAUUUGAAAUAUUUUCUUUAAUAGGAAGGCCAGAAUUACAAAUUAAUAUCUUGACAUACUUAUUUUGACUCAAACUGGAUAUUUUAGGUCAUCAAAGCUGCAGACUUUUUUUUUUGAAAUUUUUAGCAUUCUUCAUUUUAUUGUCAUUAUUAUUACUUUCCCUGUUUGUGUUCGUUUGUAAAGCAAAGCUAAAUAGUUUUGGCCUGAGAGUGACUUCUCAGGCAAAGUAAGACUUAAAAAUAUGGAAUUCGAAAUCAAUGCACAGCUCCGAUACAGCACAAGACAUAAUAAGGGGUCCUUUUGUUCACCCUGAGAUGAAAAAAAAAAUCAGUUUGUUUUAAUAAACCUAAGAAAUCCUGGACAGUAGCAAUAUGAAGUAUAGGCACUUGAUUGAAAAGCGUAGAAAUAAUUUAAGCUCAUCUGCUUCAGUAACAUGUUUUACUAUGCUAUAAUGUGCAAUAUUGCCUUUUAUUUAAACCAUAUAGAGGUAGAAGCGAUGUCGUUGUCUAAAUGUGCAUCGGCAUUUUCCUUUGGUCACAUUGUUUUUACUCCAGGUAGACUUAAAAGUAUAUUAGAGGAGAUUUUUGGGGUCCUAGAAAAUGCUUUUGCACUCGAGCACCUCACCCACAGGCUACAUUUUAAUUCAAAUGGUGGAAUAUAACACGUUUUUUUCCCGGCUACAGGAAGGUUCAACUGAGUGACUGCCAGCCAUGAGAUUAAAAUGGUAUUAGAUUAGUGUGUGAGCUUGAUUUUUGUAGAACUACUCACAGGAAAACGAAUUGAUUUUGGUCAUUUAAAGUCCCAAGUGGAGCAUUUUCAGAACACGUCAGCAAUACGCCUCAGUUUAAGACAAUCAGCUGUUCUAAUUAAGAAAUGUAAGUGUUGCACUGAGUACUGCAAGGAAGUGGCCAGUACAUGAAAAAUACGGUGUGUAGGCUGCUAGUAAAGUGGUAUCAGUAACUAGAUUAGGUUUUUUGUCUCAUAGUCAUUGUUAAUCUUUAGUUUUCUGUAUUUUCCUCCCUUUUUUGGACUCAUUUAUGUUCCCGUUUUGACAGCUAUUAGUAUUAUCAUUAUAGUAUAACUAAAUUUCUCAGGAAACCAGCUAGUACUCACUUAUAUUUUUGAGUUGAUUGCCUAUUUUUUUUUAUUACACCUGGUAUUUUUAUUAAUUUAAACAGUCGUGAUGACAUUUUUAUAUGCAUAUUUGUAUACGUUCUUUUCUAGGUUUGGUGUAUUUAAUAUUGACUGUUGGUUUUGAAACAAAAUGUGUUUUUAAAAGAGAAACCACUCGGUUUUAACCUCGAUUCUGUGUUUUAUGACCGCGUGCUAAUUGAGCUGUACCACGUCAGAGUUGUGUCUUCAUUGUGAGUAGCACAGGUGAAGUGUGUGUGUGAGUGUGUUUAGUGUUUUGUAUGUUUGCAUGAUGGGACUUUCUCACAUCCCUCAUUUCCCAUGUUUGUUCUUUGUCGUCUGAGAAACCAUUAUUUUGGGUACAACAUAAUUUCAAGUGUUCCCAGAUUCAUUUCCAGUCAUAAGUGACACACACAUUAGGUUUCAUGCAGUUUUGUUUUGUUUUUGUUUUGCCAAAAAAAAGGUAUCAAUGCAACAGUACUGACAUGAACCAUGCAACCUGUUUGAACACGUGUCUCAUCCUCUCUUGUACACCGUUCACUAGGGUAAGAAACUACAAUAAAAGUGGUUGACAAAA
Messenger RNA from Acanthochromis polyacanthus (spiny chromis), 7083 nucleotides. RefSeq names its product leucine rich repeat containing 8 VRAC subunit Ab (gene lrrc8ab). The transcript has 3 exons. Bases 577 to 2964 code for a protein of 795 amino acids. Lineage: Eukaryota; Metazoa; Chordata; Actinopteri; Pomacentridae. The record is from RefSeq and is a predicted model, not a curated record. Gene Ontology annotation, molecular function: protein binding.